Molecule: messenger RNA, 4118 nt
Organism: Leopardus geoffroyi (Geoffroy's cat)
Lineage: Eukaryota; Metazoa; Chordata; Mammalia; Carnivora; Felidae
Gene: ARHGAP25
Product: Rho GTPase activating protein 25
Exons: 11
Coding region: 396-2336 (646 amino acids)
Biological process (GO): signal transduction; negative regulation of small GTPase mediated signal transduction; phagocytosis, engulfment
Cellular component (GO): phagocytic cup
Molecular function (GO): GTPase activator activity
Source: RefSeq, a predicted model, not a curated record
UUCGCCUCAGUGAGGCCUGAGAUUCUUUUGAACAGGAGCUCUGCUUCCCAUGAGGCAGAGUGAAGUAUCAGCUGGGAUAUUUCUGGUAAAGCUGAAAGCAGAAAAAGCCAAGUGCACACUUCAGGAAGUACCAGCCCCUGUGGGACUAUUGGGGCCUUGGGGAGCCUUGGGGGGACUUGGGGGCCCUUCCCAAGUGACAGAUGGAUGGACCUUUCCUCUGAAAGAAAGGAGGACACACGUUGGCAAAUCAACUUCAAACCCAAGCUUGCUUGUGAAGACAUCAUAACGGGGAACACGCCCACAAAAGCUAGAAGGAAAGAUCGAAAAGGCAAGAAGGGCGGGAAUCGAGACAGACUUGUCCCUUCAAGCAGCUACUCACCAGAACUGGGAACAAAAUGUCCCUGAAGUUGCCAAGAAACUGGGAUUUCAACCUGAAAGUGGAGGCCGGGAAAAUAGCUCGGUCCAGGAGCGUGAUGACCGGCGAGCAGAUGGCCGCCCUCCACCAGCCGUCCGCCCCCAACCCGCUGGAGAGGCCCAUCAAGAUGGGCUGGCUGAAGAAGCAGAGGUCCAUCGUGAAGAACUGGCAGCAGAGAUACUUUGUGCUGAGGGCACAGCAGCUCUACUACUACAAGGACGAAGAGGACGUGAAGCCGCAGGGUUGCAUGUAUUUACCAGGAAGUACGAUCAAGGAGAUCGCCACAAACCCAGAAGAAGCGGGGAAGUUUGUCUUUGAAGUCAUUCCAGCCUCAUGGGACCAGAGUCGCACUGGACAGGACUCCUAUGUCCUCAUGGCCAGCUCUCAGGCGGAGAUGGAGGAGUGGGUUAAGUUCCUUAAGAGAGUCGCUGGCACGCCCUCUGGAGCUGUGUUUGGCCAGCGUUUGGAUGAGACCGUGGCCUAUGAGCAGAAAUUUGGCCCCCACCUGGUGCCCAUCCUGGUGGAGAAGUGUGCGGAGUUCAUCCUCCAGCACGGCCUGAAUGAAGAGGGCAUCUUCCGACUGCCUGGGCAGGACAACCUGGUGAAGCAGCUCAGAGACGCUUUUGAUGCCGGGGAGCGGCCCUCCUUUGACAGAGAUACAGAUGUACACACCGUGGCCUCCCUGUUAAAGCUUUACCUCCGAGACCUCCCAGAGCCAGUGGUUCCCUGGAGCCAGUAUGAGGGGUUCCUGCUGUGCGGGCAGCUCAUGAAUGCAGAUGAGGCAAAGGCUCAGCAGGAGCUGGUGAAGCAGCUGUCCAUCCUUCCUCGAGACAACUAUAACCUCCUGAGCUACAUAUGCAGGUUCCUACAUGAAAUCCAGUUGAACUGUGGUGUUAAUAAAAUGAGCGUGGAUAACCUGGCUACUGUGAUUGGUGUGAAUCUCAUCAGGUCAAAGGUUGAAGACCCUGCUGUGAUCAUGAGAGGGACUCCUCAAAUCCAAAGAGUGAUGACCAUGAUGAUCAGAGACCAUGAAGUUCUGUUUCCCAAGUCCAAGGAUACACCCCUGUCACCCCCUGCUCAAAAAAAUGACCCCAAGAAAGCUCCAGUGGCUCGAAGUUCUGUGGGCUGGGAUGCCACUGAAGACCCCACGAUGUCUAGGACAGACAGCUUUAGUAACACAACCAGCGACUCAGACGCAGGAAGCCCCACUGGACAACAGCCGAGUGAUGGGUAUUUUGAAGAGAGCAGUAAAGCCCCCAAGGAAAAGCUAGGAGAUUGGAAGCUGCAGUCGAGAAAAAGGACUCAGACGCUCCCUAAUCGGAAAUGCUUCUUGACAUCGGCGUUUCAAGGUGCCAACAGCAACAAAGUAGAGAUCUUUAAGAAUGAGUUCUGGUCGCCCUCUUCAGAGGUAAAGGCAGGGGAAGGGCACCGGAGAACAAUGUCUCAAGGUAUGCCCCACUUUUCUGACUCCCAGCGGACUUCCACCUAUGAUAACAUCCCUUCCCUGCCUGGGGCCCCUGGGGAUGGGGCAGCUGCUGUCUCUUCCCAUGCUUGUGACUCCAAGAGAGAAACUCUUGCCAGCCCAAACUCUGAAACCGGACCUGGAAAAAAGAACUCUGGAGAAGAGGAACUUGAAUCCUUGCAGAGGGUGGUCCAGGAACUGCAAAAGGAAAUAGAAACACAGAAGCAAAUGUAUGAGGAACAGAUCAAAAACCUUGAGAAGGAAAAUUACGAUGUCUGGGCCAAGGUGGUGAGGCUCAAUGAAGAACUGGAGAAGGAGAAGAAGAAAUUUGCAGCCUUGGAAAUCAGCCUCCGCAAUGUGGAGCGCUCCCGGGAGGAUGUUGAGAGGAGGAACAAGGCCCUGGAAGAAGAAGUCAAGGAAUUUGUCAAAUCAAUGAAAGAGCCCAAGGCCGAUGCUUGAGGGUCCCAGGCAAACAUGGAGACAGCCCACAGAGGCCUACCCGACACACUCCCUUUCUCAGCGCUACCUGAUGACUGAGAAGCAAAAUUACUCCCUAUGAGGGAGAAGAAGACAUUUUGGGGGGAAACACCACAUUUCCCAGUAAAAUAAAUCAAUGGAAUUUGCAGGAAGAUGAGGGUAAGCAGGGACAUGUGGGGACGUCUAUGGCCCCCUGCGGCUGUAUUCAAAAGGAUUGCAUUAUUCCACCGUAGUCUCAGGCUGAGUGAGAUGGAACCUUCCAUGGUUGGGUGACUAUGUCCAGUGGAGACAUUUGAGGCCAUGUGCCAAGGACCUAAGCAACAUGUUGGCCCCAACCGAAGGUGGACUGAGGCAUUAGUUCUUUUUCUUUUCUUCUUUGUGGAACAAUUCAUCCAGUCAGAUGGCUUCAUGGUGUCCCUGAGACAUAGGGGCAGAAAAUGAUAUUUAGCUUUCUUGUAUUCACCUGUGGUGAGCUGUGUUUUGGGGAGCUGCACCUGUUGACUGGAGCCCCAUUCUGCCACCCCCUCCAUGAUGCACACUUUCCAGGGAUUGGAAACUCAAAAUUAUUAUUAGACUAAGAAAAAACAAGCAAUAAAUGUGUAUUUAUGAGAGCAGGGCUAUUGGUAAUCCUUACAAACACCUUUGUGAGCCUUAGUGAAAGGUGCCCCUUCCUUGAAGCAGACACACACACCCCUCUCCAGGCGCAAGGCUUGGUGAGCAGGACAUGGGCUGGAUUACAUUGCCUUUCCAUGGCCACAGUUGUGUAUGGUCGGCCUGUGAAAGAGGCCUUCUCACCACGAUGUGACUUCCUCAGAGGCUGGCUGGGGGUUUUAGAUAGUAGUAGUCCCAAUAAUAUUUUUUCUGUUUCACCAAAAUGCCAGUGAUUUCACUCUUGUUAGGGAUAAGAGGCACUAGAAAGUAGCUAGGAGAGGAGCCUUCCUGGCAGACUUUUCCUCCUAGAGUGAAGCCAGCCUGGCAGAGGGCCUGGGUGAGGCCCCAAGCCUCACUAGGAAGGAUAGUGGAGGCUUUAAUAAUUUUUGUCAUUAUCCUGAUUAAGUGGUCUCCAAGCUCUUUUGACUAUGUACUCCAUGAGUAGAAAAUAUUUGAGCAGACACCCCCCCCCAAUAUAUUUCUUUACUUAUAAAUUAUAUCAUGUACUUCUACAUUGCUAUGUCAUGUAAAUCAUAAAACAUAUACAGGACAGACAUUGAAUAAGGGUGAGAACAAAACACAGACAAAUAGAUAUUCUCAAAUGUGCUUUCAGCUUUGGGGGCCACUGGCCAGAUUUCCCAGCAGGUGUUACCUGUUCUAGUUUCACAUAUGUCAUCCCCAUUGCUGUCAUACAUUGACUUGACUCUUGAAACCACAUGGCUUCAUCAGAGGUCUGAAAUCCAUGGUUACUGCGGUGAGAGUUUAGUCUUCCCAGCGUGUGUCUCCUCAAUUAUUUCUUUUUCUCCUUUUGUUUUCUCACUUUUCCUCCUCUUCUCUUUGUUCUCUUCGCUCUGGUUGUUUCCCCCUGCCCCACCCCUGCCCAUGGCCAUGACACAUUAGCUACAGACCUAGUGGUACAAACAGUGACGUCAGUGUUGCUCAGUCCUGCUACUCAGGUCCUGUUUCUCCUGCCACCAGUCACCAGACUGAUGGAGGGCAGGGACAAGACCUGGCAUGUUUGUUUUAGAGACCUGCUAAUGAAAGAUCGGGGUGUGGGAGGGGGUUGAUUUGGAACAUCAUUAAGUAAAGCAAUAAAACGUUUGAUUUCCUGGG